Aspergillus uvarum CBS 121591 is the source of this 285-nucleotide messenger RNA. RefSeq lists its product as uncharacterized. Gene Ontology annotation, molecular function: 2 iron, 2 sulfur cluster binding; oxidoreductase activity. The transcript is spliced from 3 exons. Gene Ontology annotation, biological process: mitochondrial electron transport, ubiquinol to cytochrome c. The coding region runs from base 1 to 285 and encodes 94 amino acids. The record is from RefSeq and is a predicted model, not a curated record. NCBI's taxonomy places the organism in Eukaryota, Fungi, Ascomycota, Eurotiomycetes, Eurotiales, Aspergillaceae.
AUGGCGGGAGCGCUGGGUGUCACCACGGCUGUGGGAGCUAAGGAUACGGUUGCGAGCUUUCUGGCCAACAUGUGCGCAUCCGUUGAUGUCCUCGCGCAAGCAAAGGUCGAGAUUGGCCUCGGUGCGAUUCCCGAGGGGAAGAAUAUCAUCAUCAAGUGGCGCGGAAAGCCGGUCUUCAUCCGGCAUCGCACGCCGAAUGAGGUCGAGGAGGCGCGCAAGACGGACUGGAAGUCUCUUCGUGAUCCGCAGCCGGACGAGGAACGCGUGCUGAAGCCAAGUGGUUGA